GCCACCGCCGCCCCCCCCCCGCCCCGGGGCAGGUCCUCGCCUCGUCGAGAUGCCCGGGACGGUCCUGCUGCUCUGCCUGGCCCUCGGGCCGGUCCUGCGUGCCAGGUGUGACAGCACAGAGGAAUAUGAUUAUGAUUACCUCAGCAUCAAUAAAACCUGGGUCCUCACCCCCAAGGCACAGGAGACUGAUGCCACACAGAUCCUCAACUCACUGCUGAAGAACUAUGACAACAAGCUGAGGCCUGAUAUUGGCAUUAAGCCUACGUUCAUUGAUGUGGAUAUCUACGUGAACAGCAUCGGGCCAGUGUCUGUCAUCCAGAUGGAGUACACCAUCGAUAUCUUCUUUGCCCAAACGUGGUACGACCGUCGGCUUCGCUUCAACAGCACCCUGAAGGCCCUCACGCUCAACACCAACAUGGUGAGCCGCAUCUGGAUCCCAGAUACCUUUUUUAGGAACUCCAAGAGGGCUGACUCCCACUGGAUAACCACUCCUAAUCAGCUCCUCCGCAUCUGGAAUGAUGGAAAAGUGCUCUACACGCUCAGGCUGACAAUUGAGGCUGAAUGUCUGCUCCAGCUACAGAAUUUCCCAAUGGACACUCACUCCUGCCCCUUGGUUUUUUCCAGCUAUGGCUACCCGAGGGAGGAGAUUGUCUAUCGCUGGAGGCGCUACUCCAUUGAGGUCUCCGACCAGCGCACCUGGAGGCUCUAUCAGUUUGACUUCACAGGGCUGAGGAACACCUCAGAAGUUCUCAGGACUGGGGCAGGGGAGUACAUGGUGAUGACAGUUUCUUUUGAUCUAAGCAGACGUAUGGGUUACUUUGCCAUCCAGACCUACAUUCCCUGCAUCCUGACUGUUGUUCUGUCCUGGGUUUCCUUCUGGAUCAAGAGAGACUCUACACCAGCCAGGACAUCUCUGGGUAUCACAACUGUGCUAACAAUGACCACCUUGAGUACCAUCUCCCGCAAGCACCUGCCCCGUGUUUCCUACAUCACAGCCAUGGACCUCUUUGUCUCUGUGUGCUUCAUCUUCGUCUUUGCAGCUCUCAUGGAAUAUGCUACACUCAACUACCUGGUGGGGAACAAGAAACCACUUGAGCACAACAACAGGAAAGCCAGGCUGCCACCAGCUGGUGCACAGGUGAUGCCAUCCUAUACCACCAUCAACAUCAACAACAUCAUGCACUGGCCCCCAGAGAUAGAGGAGGAUGAGGAUGAUGAUCCUGGCUCCCCAUGCCUGGAAGGAAAGGAAUGUGAGAGGUUCUUCUGCUGCAUCGAGGACUGUCAGACAGGGAUGUGGCGCGAGGGGAGAGUCCGCAUUCACAUCUCCCGCCUGGACUCCUACUCUCGCGUCUUCUUCCCCACUGCCUUCCUGCUCUUCAACAUUGUCUACUGGAUUGCCUAUCUCUAUCUCUAGCCAUUCCUUAUCCUCAUCUGGAAUGGACUGGGGACCAGCAAGAUGGGCUUCCCAAGGAGCGGAGAGAACAGCAUCUCUUCCGUUGUAGUGAGCUGUUGGUCCGAACAACCUGACCUGGUGAUUCCCUCUUCCUGCUCUCUCAUCUCCUCCAAGAAGAAGCAGACAGCUUUUUUUUUUUAGCCUUCUAACAUCACUUUUUAGAAAAUCUACCCUUCCCAAACAAUCCCCUGUCCACCACCAGCAGUUUACUCCUUGUAAGAUUCCCCCAAAACCCAACCUAUUCCUGUCUCAAACGUUAGGGAUUUUUGUUCAAAUGACAACCCUAAUGAGUUGCAUCUUUCCAUCCACUUCUGCUCUAAAAUUCCAUGGGAAGUGAUGGCAAAUUGAGUUUUCUGCAUAAUUAUCAUGACCACCAUGGAAAUUAAAGUAGAUCUUACUGGCUAAAAUGUUUUGGACCUUCCCAGAAAGCUGACAGUGGCACUGACAAGGAUGGAGUGGCUCUCCAUAGAAUAUGUGGAGCUUCCUGGAUUGCUCCACUUGUACCAAGUGGUACCCAAAGCAUCGACCCAGUGAGGCAUUGCUGAUUCCCAUCAGAUGGUGGUAAAAAGGACUUCACAAGUCCAAAGGGCCCAUCUGUCUCACUACAGCAGGCUCUUCAGGGCCCAGGGUGAUAUUAUGCUGUGUGAUCAGGAAUUUGAGCAAGCUAUGUACCUUAUGUUGGGCAUAGCCAGAAAAGGGAGAGUGUCUUUGUGCUACAAAGACCAGAAGCAAUCUCAUGAGCCUGUUGUGAGGUAGCUUUGACUUGUCCCAUGUGAGCUGGGCCCUAUUGUACCCUGCAUGGCAGCAGGGCAGUGCUCUCCUUCACAAUGACACCUGCGCUCGCUGUUAGGUGCUACCUUGAGAAAGGGGUACCAGAAAAAGGAACAUGGUCAGGAACAUGGUCAGCUGCAUCUACUAGUGGUGGGGAGAAAGAGCAUUCCUGCAGCUCAGAUCUGUUUCUUCAUAAUUACAUAGAAUCCUGGAUUUCACUAAAACCAUAUGGCACCUCCAAGUUGCUACCAAUACUUGGCCCUCUGCUUCCCCAAAUCAGGAAAUGAAACAAGUCAUCCUUGGUAGAUUGCAGGAAGGUCAGACAGCGAGAUGUUUCCUUAUGGUCCAUCUUAAAUGGGUAGAGAGAUGGAUAGUAAAAUCUCUACUGGAAAGAAACUACAUGAUACAGAGAGGAAACUCAAGCCCAUAAGGCAGAGUGUAAGCUCCUGCACCUAGGCUGGGGCAAUCUCAGAUAUCAGUUCAGGCUGGGGAAUGAUGAAGUUGAGAGCAACCUUGCAGAAGAGGACUUGGAGGUGCUGGUGGAUGAGAAUCUGGACAUGAGCCAACAGUAUGCAUUUGCAGCUCAGAAAGCUAAUGGCAUCUUAGAAUGAAUCAAAAGAAGUGUGGCCAGCAGACGGAGAGAGGGGCUUCUGCUACUUUGUUCUGGUGAGACCUCACCUGCAGCACUGUGUGGGAGGCUGCAGAGGGACUGAUUGCAAAGACCUACAGUGACAGGACAAGGGGCAAUGGUUUGAAACGAGAGAAGGCAAGAGUAAGAGUGGAUAUUAGGAACAACUUCUUUACCUUGAGGGUAAUGGAACACUGGAACAGGUUGCCCAGGGAGAUAAUGGAAGCCCCAUCCCUGGAGAUAUUUAAAGUCAUGCUUGACAAGGCUCUGAGCAAGCUGCUCUAGUAGAGGAUGUCCCUGCUGACUGCAGAGGGGCUGGGCUAGAUGACCUUUGGUGGUCCCUUCCAAGCCAAGCCGUUCUAUGAUUCUAUGUGUAUGUCCUCCCCAUUCAUACCAACUGUUGAUGUGGUCCAUGGCAUGCUUAAGAAAAAAAAACAUGUGCUGUGAGUAGUUACUUGCAGUGUAAAUUACAUAUACACACAAAACCUUUCUAAAACAGUAUGUUUUAGAAACCAUUAGCACUGGAAAGGCUUGUCACAAGAAGAAAGCUGCCAUGGCUGCAAAGGGAACAAGCGGCUCACAGGACAGCUAAUGGGGGCAGGAGGCUUUCCAUAUUCUUCAAGAGCAGUUUAAUCUGUUUUAAAGACAGAUUUUGACACUGUUAAAUCUGAUCUGAAUAAUGAAAUGUCAUAUUUAAUUCAUUCACAAACACAGCCUUACCUUGGUUGCAGAGGAACAGCUAGAGCUCCUAAUUAGGGAUACAAUGGUACAACACUCAGCUAAGUAUAACCUAAUGGGGUCAGACCAGCAUAGCUCUGGAAGGGAAAUUAUGCCUGUCUAACCUGUUACAGCAGUGCUUUUAAAAUACCAAGUAAGAGAUAAAGGUUACCCAGAAGCAUAAUUUACUUGGCUGCUCCGACAGCUUUUGAAAGGGUGGAAAGAAAUUAUGGCGGGUGGUUCUAGCUGAGGAAAUUGACUUAGCAAGAGAAUUAUUAAGGAGGUUCUAAUUAAAGGAAAUUAACUGAGGAGAGGGGAAGAAAGAAUUGUUAAGGAGGCUCUAAUUAGAGGAAAUUAAUGUUUUAGAGAGAAAGACACAGAGAGGGAGAAGUCUAAGAAAAGAAAUCAAAACAACUUCCAGACAAGGAGAGCUGCUGGUUGACAGCACCGACUCCCAGCCAAGCAGGCUGGUGUUCUGCUCCUGAUAGCAAGGCACUGUUAGAUGUAGCAACAGAAACAUCUGCUGUCGCUCAACCAUGCUCCAACAGGGAGCCAGAUUAAACAGGGUCCUGUGAUCUCUGUGGAGAGUCAAAAGGAAAGAGCGUCCUAGGCUGGAACUGGCUCGCACGACAGACUCCGAGUGAAACAUCUCCUCGUGUGUCAGAAGGCAGCUUCCAGCGUGUGUGUGGGCAGGGGCACCCUGGUAGCAAGCCAGGGCCCAUGCUGCAUGUGCUCAUUAGGAGUGCAGUGGUAUGAAAGGUGUGCAGGCAGUGCAGGCUGCAGCAAAUGCAGGCAGCAAAAUAGGAAAGGAGAGCAUCUGAGAAAGAGGUGGUGGGGGCCAAAAUUUGCCAUCCAUAUCUAAGUUAGAGUCCAAACAUCUGCAGUUCACUGCAGCUUUGAAGCAUUUGGGAGGAAAUGGAACCAUCAUCGCCUUCUUCUGCCUCAUCCAGAUGCUGGUUGGGCUUGACUCUGGGAUCUUCUGGCAGGAGAUGGACACAGACAAUCAUCUUGGGCAAGUGAGACACUGGGCAAGUCACUUGGGCAAGUGACACUGAGAGCAAGUGGGACCUUUUACAGAAUCAACCAUGAGAGAAGUAGGAACUUGGGCAAAGUAGUCUUGAAAGAUUAUAAGAUUUCACCAAAAAUGACAAAGCCAACACACACCUAAGGCAAUUUAACCAAUGAUGGAAGAUUUGACAGAUGAAAAUAGCCUAGCGUGGGCUGCAGCUCAAGGAAGCUGAUUACUAAGGCUGGGGAAGGAGGAGGGAGGGGGCUUUUUGGCUUAGGGAAAUCUAUGCCCAUCCUAAAUAGCUCAAUAAAUAAAGGCAUGCACAAAUUCAA
Messenger RNA from Pogoniulus pusillus (Red-fronted tinkerbird), 4910 nucleotides. RefSeq names its product gamma-aminobutyric acid receptor subunit gamma-4. Lineage: Eukaryota; Metazoa; Chordata; Aves; Piciformes; Lybiidae. Gene Ontology annotation, biological process: gamma-aminobutyric acid signaling pathway; signal transduction; chloride transmembrane transport. The transcript is spliced from 9 exons. Bases 50 to 1414 code for a protein of 454 amino acids. Gene Ontology annotation, cellular component: neuron projection; plasma membrane; synapse. The record is from RefSeq and is a predicted model, not a curated record. Gene Ontology annotation, molecular function: GABA-gated chloride ion channel activity; GABA-A receptor activity; benzodiazepine receptor activity.